AUGGAGUCUUUUUCAGAUAUUGUUGCGGCUGAUCUUUUGGAGCUUAUGACUAUUAUUCAGCAUGUUCAACCAAAGGUGGGCAGCCCCGACUCUUUUGUGUGGUGGAGACAUCCUAAUGGUUUUUCGGUAAAAGCAAGUUAUGAAGGGCUUAUUGCUUCCAUCAAUCACACUACGACUUUGCCGACAAAUGUGUUGGAUUCUCUUCGUUCUCUUUGGGCUUCGAAACUUCCAAGUAAGUCUUUAAUUUUUGGUUGGAGAAUUCUUCUAGAUCGUCUUCCGACUAAAACCAAUUUAUUCCGCCGUGGCAUAUUGGGGGAAAACGUUUCCUUAUUGUGUCCCUUUUGUUUGUUGGAAGAGGAAAAUUCGGAUCAUAUUUUUAGUUCUUGUUUGGUGUCGGUUAGGUGGUGGAAUCAAACGUGUGAUUGGCUCCGUUUGAAAGUGUCUUUUCCGUCAAAUACGGUGGUGGAAAAACUCUCCUUUUUUGAGAAGUUAUGUAAAUCUAGCUUUCGCUUUUGUCCGGGUUGGUUGUUUGGUUUAGCGGUGUGUUGUGCUAUUUGGAAGUGCCGGAAUGUUAUUAUCUUCGAAGGUGGUGACCUCUCAAGAAUAGAUGGUUUGGGGUUAAUAAAACAUAUGUCGUGGGAGUGGUUUUUGUUUAGUUGUAAGUUAGAUUGUGAUGUUCUUUGGUCGGAUUGGUUUGUAUCUCCUACCUUAAUAGGCUAA
This is a messenger RNA of Vicia villosa (hairy vetch), 720 nucleotides long. RefSeq lists its product as uncharacterized. NCBI's taxonomy places the organism in Eukaryota, Viridiplantae, Streptophyta, Magnoliopsida, Fabales, Fabaceae. The record is from RefSeq and is a predicted model, not a curated record. Bases 1 to 720 code for a protein of 239 amino acids. The transcript has a single exon.